AUGUGGGAAAAUGGAGAUAGAAUUGAGAAAAAUGAUCUCCUAGAUGUUCUUAUCCAACAUGACAACCCUAAGGUUACAAUAGUGGAGAUCAAAGCCCAGAUUAUUGAAAUAAUGAUUGCCUCAGUUGAUAAUCCUUCCAACGCAGUAGAAUGGACAAUGGGAGAGAUGAUGAAUGAACCGACGCUGUUAAAACGAGCGGUGGAGGAGCUGGAGCAUGUUGUAGGUGGCAAUAGGCUAGUCCAAGAGCGAGACUUACCCCAACUCAAUUACCUAAAAGCGUGUAUCAAGGAAUCAUUUAGGUUGCACCCUUUUGCAGCUUUUAAUCCACCUCAUGUUUCGACGAUGGACACUACUGUUGCGGGUUACUUUAUACCGAAGGGUAGUCAUGUGCUGCUUAGUCGACGUGGGUUAGGAAGGAAUCCAAAUGUGUGGGCGGAUCCAUUGCGGUUUAAUCCGGAUCGUCAUCUACAAGGGGAAGAAAAGCAAGUGGUUCUUACAGAUAAUGAGUUGAGAAUGAUUUCAUUUAGCACCGGCAAACGUGGCUGUCCUGCGGUGGUGUUGGGCUCUACCAUCACUACAAUAAUGUUAGCCAGACUACUUCAAGGGUUCACUUGGGAGCCGAUAUGUAAAGAGCUGCCGAUUAAUCUCGUUGAAAAUCAUGAUGACCUUAGCUUGGCUAAGCCACUUAUGCUCAUUGCCAAGCCACGACUGCCUCAACAUCUCUACCCAAAAAUUUGA
Messenger RNA from Lactuca saligna, 738 nucleotides. The record is from the annotation of a GenBank genome assembly. Lineage: Eukaryota; Viridiplantae; Streptophyta; Magnoliopsida; Asterales; Asteraceae.